Molecule: messenger RNA, 1691 nt
Organism: Vigna angularis (adzuki bean)
Lineage: Eukaryota; Viridiplantae; Streptophyta; Magnoliopsida; Fabales; Fabaceae
Product: arginine biosynthesis bifunctional protein ArgJ, chloroplastic
Exons: 17
Coding region: 154-1548 (464 amino acids)
Biological process (GO): L-ornithine biosynthetic process; L-arginine biosynthetic process
Molecular function (GO): L-glutamate N-acetyltransferase activity, acting on acetyl-L-ornithine as donor; L-glutamate N-acetyltransferase activity, acting on acetyl-CoA as donor
Source: RefSeq, a predicted model, not a curated record
UUCUUUUACAAAAUUCCGGUUCUGAAAUUUACUUUACCCGCUGUAGUGGAGAUCCUCUGUCAUCCCCAAACUCUGAGCAUUAGCUACAUACAGUUUCUCAUCAAAAUCAAACCGCUAAGGCCCUAAAACCCUAAAACCUUACACCACUAAAAAAUGUAUUCCUGCAUUCCUCAGCACCUUUUCCUGCACUUUCACUUCGCAUCUUCCCCAAACACCAUGGCGUUUAAUUCCUCCGCACGCGAUAUAAGGAUUCGUGCUGCUUCAACAAAUGCGAAUUACAUACCGGCCGCUCCAAUUUUUCUCCCCGAAGGACCUUGGAACCAGAUCCCUGGUGGAGUCACUGCUGCGGAGGGGUUCAAAGCUGCGGGAAUAUACGGAGGUUUGCGUGCCAAAGGAGAGAAGCCCGAUCUUGCGCUUGUCACGUGCGAUGUUGAUGCUGUGUCUGCAGGAUCUUUUACUACAAACGUGGUUGCGGCUGCUCCCGUGUUGUACUGCCAAAGGACGUUAGAUAUUUCCAAUACUGCUCGUGCCGUGUUGACUAAUGCAGGUCAAGCAAAUGCAGCUACGGGCAAAGAAGGUUACCAGGAUGUGGUACAAUGCGUGGAAAGCCUUGCUAAGCUGCUGGAAAUAAAGCCAGAGGAAGUAUUGGUUGAGUCGACUGGUGUAAUUGGUCAACGAAUAAAGAAGGGAGCACUUUUAAACUCACUUCCCACACUAGUGAAUUCACUGUCAUCUUCAGUUGAGGGGGCAGAUUCUGCAGCUGUUGCAAUCACCACGACAGAUCUUGUUAGCAAGAGUGUGGCAAUUGAGUCUCUGGUUGGAGGAACUAAGAUCAGAGUUGGCGGAAUGGCAAAAGGUUCUGGAAUGAUCCACCCAAAUAUGGCUACCAUGCUUGGGGUAAUAACAACUGAUGCUCGGGUAAGCAAUGCUGUUUGGAGAAAGAUGGUGCAGGUUGCUGUAAGCCGAAGUUUCAACCAAAUAACUGUAGAUGGAGAUACUAGUACUAAUGAUACUGUCAUUGCUUUGGCUAGUGGGUUGUCUGGGCUAGGUUGCAUAUCUUCUCUGGACAGUGAUGAAGCUAUUCAACUUCAGGCAUGCCUAGAUGCGGUAAUGCAAGGUCUUGCCAAAUCAAUAGCUUGGGAUGGAGAGGGAGCAACAUGCCUCGUUGAGGUCAGUGUGACUGGAGCAAACAGUGAAGCUGAAGCUGCAAAAGUUGCACGUUCAGUUGCAUCAUCUUCACUUGUAAAGGCUGCUAUAUAUGGUAGAGAUCCCAAUUGGGGUCGCAUUGCUGCUGCAGCUGGUUACUCUGGGGUUUCAUUCCAUCAAGAUUUACUUAGGGUGGAGCUGGGGGAUAUUUUAUUAAUGGAGGGUGGGGAACCACAAUUAUUUGACCGGCACGCGGCAAGUAGUUAUCUCCGAAAAGCAGGGGAGACUCACGACACAGUGAGAAUUCAGAUAUCAGUCGGUAAUGGACCAGGACGUGGACAAGCUUGGGGCUGUGAUUUAAGCUAUGAUUACGUUAAAAUAAAUGCUGAGUACACAACAUAACCAAAUGAAAAUCCGAACACUAACAUUUACUGAUGGGGAGUGGAUUAUAAUGUAGUUAGAUAUUAUUUAAGAAUUUUUUUUAAUAUUGAUUUCAUUUUGGGAUAUUAUUUUGAAUAUACGAUAUUGGCUUGGAUGACCUUUUA